Molecule: messenger RNA, 3746 nt
Organism: Cottoperca gobio
Lineage: Eukaryota; Metazoa; Chordata; Actinopteri; Perciformes; Bovichtidae
Product: vesicular glutamate transporter 2.1-like
Exons: 12
Coding region: 531-2276 (581 amino acids)
Biological process (GO): transmembrane transport; synaptic transmission, glutamatergic; neurotransmitter loading into synaptic vesicle
Cellular component (GO): synaptic vesicle membrane; excitatory synapse
Molecular function (GO): L-glutamate transmembrane transporter activity; neurotransmitter transmembrane transporter activity
Source: RefSeq, a predicted model, not a curated record
AGGCUAGUAAUUGAAUUAGAGGAGAGGAGCGGUGGGAGGAGGGGCGCUGCGCGGAGCUGCUGACAGGUAGAUGAGCUGUGCGCUGUCCGCGGUGCUGAAACCUUCUCCGGCUGCUGCCUCACCGGAGAUCCUCAACUUAGAUUAGACCGGAGCUCCGUUGACCUGCACCGGUUGAAGAUUUUCCACUUUUCUCCACCUCGAUUUCUCAAAGAAUAGUGGGGGAAAAAAAUCUAACUUUCUGUUUCCUGUGUUUGCUGUUUUCUUAUCGCCUGCCUGGAUCUUAAAAUGGCACUGCAUGGAUUAACAUUGCGCAAGGCAGAAACAGACUUAUUUGACUGCUGUUUUGUGACUGUGAAACCAGCCCUUUCAGACUGAACGUUCUCCAUUUUCUGGCUCAUCUUUUCAGGACAUCGAGAUUUUCUGUUUAAAAGACAGCAGCGCGUUAUUUGGAUUAAUAUCUUAACAACAUGCUCAUUAAUGCAGCACUUCCAUUUGUUAUAGUAUUGUAGAUUCUUAAAGAUAUUUUGGAUAUGGAGCCCGGCACGGAGAAAGCUGCCCCUACCACUAAGGAGGGAAUAAAACAGCUCGCAGGAAAGGCCCUCGGAAAGAUUUACAAGAGGCUGGAAAAGCGGCAGCAGACAGGUGAGGCGAUCGAGCUGACGGAGGAUGGGAGACCCACAGCGGAGCAGGAGCGGAAGACGCCCCUGUGUGACUGCACGUGCUUCGGGGCUCCACGCAGAUACAUCAUCGCUAUGCUGAGCGGGCUCGGCUUCUGCAUCUCCUUCGGUAUCCGGUGUAACUUGGGUGUGGCCAUCGUCAGCAUGGUCAAUAACAGCACGAUCCAUCAAAACGGCAAGAUCAUCAUACUAGAGAAAGCGAAAUUCAACUGGGGCCCAGAGACCGUGGGGAUGAUUCAUGGCUCCUUCUUCUGGGGCUACAUAGUGACUCAGAUACCAGGAGGGUAUAUCUCCUCAAGACUGGCUGCUAACAGAGUUUUCGGUGCUGCCAUCGUGCUGACAUCCAUCCUGAACAUGUUCAUUCCCUCUGCCGCCCGGACGCACUAUGGAUGUGUCAUCUUUGUGAGGAUAUUACAAGGGUUGGUGGAGGGAGUGACUUAUCCAGCCUGCCACGGGAUCUGGAGUAAAUGGGCUCCACCGCUGGAGAGAAGUCGUCUGGCAACCAUCUCCUUUGCAGGAUCCUAUGCUGGUGCAGUGAUAGCCAUGCCUAUGGCUGGGAUCCUGGUGCAGUACACUGGAUGGCCCUCUGUCUUCUAUGUGUAUGGAUGCGUUGGGAUAUUUUGGUACAUGUUCUGGGUCUUGGUGUCCUAUGAGAGCCCAGCGGAGCACCCGACCAUCACUAUCGAGGAGCGCCGCUACAUCGAGGAGAGCAUCGGGGAAAGUGCACAGAUGAUAGGAGCGAUGGAAAAAUACAAGACCCCCUGGAAGAAAUUCUUCACCUCCAUGCCCGUCUAUGCAAUCAUCGUGGCCAACUUCUGCAGGAGCUGGACCUUUUAUCUGCUCCUCAUCAGCCAGCCGGCAUACUUUGAAGAAGUGUUUGGCUUUGAAAUCAGCAAGGUUGGAAUAGUGUCAGCGCUCCCUCACUUGGUCAUGACCAUCAUCGUGCCGUUAGGAGGCCAGUUAGCGGACUACCUGCGGACGCACAACAUCAUGUCCACCACUACGGUCCGGAAAAUCAUGAACUGUGGCGGGUUCGGUAUGGAGGCCACUUUCCUGUUAGUGGUUGGUUAUUCUCACAGUAAGGGGGUGGCCAUCUCUUUCUUAGUUCUGGCGGUGGGUUUUAGUGGAUUUGCAAUAUCAGGUUUCAACGUCAACCAUCUGGAUAUCGCUCCUCGUUAUGCCAGCAUACUCAUGGGAAUAUCCAACGGAGUGGGGACCCUGUCAGGGAUGGUCUGCCCUCUAAUCGUGGGAGCCAUGACAAAGAACAAGACCCGGGAUGAGUGGCAGUACGUCUUCCUCAUUGCUUCCCUAGUGCAUUAUGGAGGAGUGGUGUUUUAUGGGAUCUUUGCAUCUGGGGAGAAACAGCCAUGGGCCGACCCUGAAGAAACCAGCGAUGAGAAGUGCGGCUUCAUAGAAGAGGAUGAGCUCGCCGAGGAGACAGGCGACAUCACGCAGGGAUACGGCGCGAUGGGCGGUCCGGCUAAAAGCUACGGGGCCACUUCACAGCUCAACGGAGGAUGGGUGCAGGACUGGGAUAAGACGGAGGAGUAUGUGCAGGAGCCGGCCGGAAAGAUAUAUGCUGAGCGCGGCUACUCUUAAGAGCAGCCGGUUGUGGUGAGUCUGCUUACAGAAACAGAAUCUCAAUCACAGAUUGCACAAUAUUAUCUUAGAUAUUUAAAUCCAUUCUGUGUAUUCAAGUAAAACGGUUACUAGUUUCAAAAAGCCAAUGUAAAGAAGUAGUUAAUUGCAAUGCAGAACAAUCCUCAUUAGAUUAUCACAUGUCUCUCAUUACAUCUACCUACUGUAGGGCUUCACUAUACAGAGAGCAAAGAGAAAUGCAGGCCUAUGUUGUACUUCUUCUUAGGCACCCAAACCUCAUCAAUCUACUUGAACAACAUGAGCCAGAUGACACUGCAGUUGACCAUCAUAUAGGGUCUUUCUCUGAAAUACCACUCUGAUUGCACUGAAACUUUAGGUAUUCUAAAAACAAGAUUAUAUUCUGUUUCUCAAAUGUGUUUUAUGUACUGUAUAUACCUGUAUACUGUUUCUGUGAGACUAUUGUGGAUUUUGGGUCGUUGAUCUGUGUUAACAUUAUUAUAAAAGGCCAUAUUUUUCAUGGACAGUACCUUUUCAGGGAGAUGUCUGCUUGCAAAAAAGGUCUCCCUCUCGUCGAGCGAGGCCUGUAAUACACUAUAAGACAAAAAUAGCGUGAGUGAAGUGGAACCGUAGAGUUUUAGUGUGUGUUUGUUUGCAUGAAUUUGCUCAGAUCAGUGUAUCAGAUGCAGCCGCCUCACAGUCAUUGAUAGUCCUCAUCCGGCUCACUGCUUUGUUCUUAGAUAAACGUCUUCUGCCAUUAUAAAUAAUAAAAUGAACUUUCAUAAUCAGGUGCCAGUCGUGAUGUGAGACAAAUCAAAAAAGUUUUGAAGGCAAUUUCUCAGAAGACAUUGUUUAUUGAUGUUUGGUGUGCACUGCAAUAAAUUCUGUGUACCAGCCGCCACCCAUCACAUUCUGUUUUGUAAUGUAACACUCGCUUGCUGUAUCUAACUGUAAUUGUUUUGGAGUCAUGUGAUGCUCAACAUUGUGUGUUUUAACAAAUUACUAGUGUCUGGAGAAUCCAGCUUUAGUGCUCAUGAUGCAGGAUGUGUUGUUGCAUUUUGACAGCGAGGAAUGCAGUAAUGUAUGUGAACAGCCAGGUUGUUGUGAUCUCUUGGUGUUUCUUGGUUGUUCUCAUUGUCACCAAAAUGACUUUGUUGACACUUUGAUAUUGUCACGUUUGAGUGGACCACAUGAGUUAGUAGAUGGCUCUACCACCAGACUUUAUUUGCUAGGUGAACACUUUCUUCAUUUGCUGUAUGAAAUUUGCAAGGAUGUUUAAAAAUAUAUGAAUAUUUAAGAAUGUUUAAGAUGACCAAAAGAUGCUAUUACGGCUUUGUGCCUGAAAUUUAUGUAAACAAGAUAAAUGUGAUUUUAUGGAUUCUAAUAUUGUGUUUAAUGAAGAGGUAUGUUGAUGUCAAAAAGUGUUAUAAAAAAUACUCAUAUCAUUUUAUAAAAAAACCCAACCAAAGGUCA